Messenger RNA from Rana temporaria (common frog), 1632 nucleotides. RefSeq names its product UDP-glucuronosyltransferase 3A1-like. NCBI's taxonomy places the organism in Eukaryota, Metazoa, Chordata, Amphibia, Anura, Ranidae. The record is from RefSeq and is a predicted model, not a curated record. Gene Ontology annotation, molecular function: UDP-glycosyltransferase activity. The coding region runs from base 47 to 1624 and encodes 525 amino acids. The transcript has 7 exons.
CUGUACAGUGUAGAGUUCAGUCCAUUCCUUCUGAUUCCUCACUACAAUGGCUGCAUGUAAGAAGCAGGCUGGGAUCCUUCUGAUCUUUGCACUGCAGUUCCUCUUUAUUGAUGGGGCCAAAAUCCUGACAAUCUGCUUAAUUGGUGGGAGUCAUUACCUUCUAAUGGAUCAGAUCUCCCAGAUCCUCCAUAACAAUGGACAUGAAGUGAGAAUGUUUCUGCAGUCCACAGAAGGAACACUUCCAGGUUACAAGCGACAACCAAGUCCAUAUCCAGUGACCACCUAUUCCCUGGAUGAGAAAUAUCUUCAGGAAUUUAUGGAUCAUUUUGUAGAAAAUCAGAAAAAGUUCCUUACGGGCAGUCAAGGAAUUCAGUCUAUCCUUACAUUUUUGAAGGAUCUGUCUUACCAGUGCAACAUAACAUUGCACCAGACAGAAAUCUUAAACUUCUUGAAGGAGGAACAUUAUGACAUUGCGGUGGUGGAGGCAUUCAACCCUUGCACUUUUUUGGUCUCUGAAAAGCUGGGACUCCCUUUUAUUGCUUUCUUUCCUGGGAUGAUGGCCAAUGCUGAUCGUGUAGGAAUGCCGACUCCUCUGUCGUAUAUUCCAUUGUUCCAGACGCAGCUUUCUGACCAGAUGGAUUUCUUUGGACGUUUAAAGAACACAAUGAUGUUUCUGGGUUCAUUAGUAAUCCAGAAAAAGAUGGACUCGCUGUAUGAUGAUGUCAUCGAAGAGCAUUUUCCUGCUGAGUCUAGACCAACUAUAGCUGAUCUUAUCUUGAAAGCUGAGCUCUGGCUGUACAAUAUAGACUUCACCCUUGAGUAUCCUCGUCCACUUCUGCCUCACGUUCAGUACAUUGGGGGAUUAUUGGCCAAACCUGUAAAACCAAUAUCACAAGAACUGGAAGACUUUAUUUCUGAGUCCGGAGAUGCUGGGUUCAUUGUGGUGACGCUGGGAUCGAUGUUGUCCUCAGUCCCUCUAGUGGAAUUCAUGAAGGAGAUGAAUGGUGGAUUUGCUAAGAUUCAGCAGAAGGUGAUCUGGAGGUAUCAGAGGUCAAAAUGGCCACAAGAUGUGGAAAUUCCUCCAAAUGUGAAAAUCAUGGACUGGUUGUCGCAGAACGAUUUACUGGGGCACCCCAAAGUUCGUCUUCUGGUGACACAUGGAGGAAUGAACAGUUUGAUGGAAGCUGUGUACCAUGGUGUUCCUGUUCUUGGGAUUCCACUUUUUGGGGAUCAGCAUGAAAAUAUGGCCAGAGUAAAAUACCGUGAAAUGGGAACCUAUAUUCCACCCGAGCAACUUAAAGCUGAAAACUUUGCCAGCACUAUUCAACACAUCAUAGAAAAUAAAAGCUACAAGACAUCAGCAAUGAAGCUACAAGCUAUUAGGAGGUCACAGCCCUUUCCUCCAGACCAGCAAUUACUCAGAUGGGUGGAGCACAUCAUCCAAUCGGGUGGAGGCAGUCAUCUUCAUCCCUAUUCUUACAAACUGCCCUGGUAUCAGUAUUGGCUGCUGGAUGUCAUCCUUUUCCUCUUCAUCAUCCUCACUGUGGCCACCUACCUCAUUGUGACACUAUUCAGGUCUCUCAUUAGGAAAUGUUGUUCUCCAAAAAAAUUAAAGAGGAACUAAUAAUCGAA